Cannabis sativa is the source of this 537-nucleotide messenger RNA. RefSeq lists its product as uncharacterized. The transcript has a single exon. Bases 1 to 537 code for a protein of 178 amino acids. The record is from RefSeq and is a predicted model, not a curated record. Lineage: Eukaryota; Viridiplantae; Streptophyta; Magnoliopsida; Rosales; Cannabaceae.
AUGGAAACCAACUUAAAGCUAAGCAAAGACAAAGGGAACCUUCUCCCAGAUCCCACGAAUUUUAGAAGCCUCAUUGACAAAUUAAUAUACUUAACAAGUACACGACCGGACAUCUCCUAUGCGGUCAAUCAUCUCAGCGAAAUUUUAUUUUCUCCUUGGGUUCCACAUCUUCAUGAUGCACAUCGCAUUUUACAACACUUAAAAACAACCCCUGGACAAGGCCUAUACUUCCCAUCAAACACAACACCUGCUGUCUCAGCUUAUGCUGAAACAAGUCUAUCCCCGUCCACUAUCCAGAUCUCCUUUUUUUUGGAUGUUGAUUCGAGGACUUGUCGAGACACAAGGAGAUCAAUUUUUGAUUAUUGCCUAUUCUUUGGCAGCUCCCUUGUGUCAUGGAAAUCAAAAAAACAACAAACUGUAUCCCAUUCAUCUACUGAAGUAGAAUAUCGAGCCAUGGGAAAUGCUACUUCUGAACUCACUUGGAUCCUCACUCUCCUCAAAGACUUUGGCAUCAAUCAUUCUACUCCAGCACUGUAG